GCAUACUCACUAGUACUACAUCACUUCAUCUUGACCACGACCAACGCUGUACUUUGUAGCCAUAUUUCACUUUUCAUAUCGUCCGUACUAAGUCUCUAGUCUUUUCAUUCGUUAUGGCAGAACAUCCUACGGCAUCAUGGGAGGCCAUGCAGGAUGGCAAUGUAUUCUACAAGCGUCACCAGGUAUACUCAAUACCUGGAAAGCUGCCUAACUUGGGAGACUUUCUGAUUGCUGGCUGUCGAUAUGGAGGGCCCUUGGCUCUAAUGCGCGACAGCUCCAAGAUGAUUGCAUUGGGACGUGCUACAACAUUCUCUAAGGCACAAAUUCAAGUGUAUUCUCCGGCAGGGGAAGGUUUACUCUUGUUCAGUUGGGAUCAGGGCAAGAUUGUCAAAUUUGGCUGGACCUUCGAUGAACGUCUUGUCGUUCUAAACGAAGAAGGCGUGUAUAGGCUAUAUGAUCUCCAAGGCGACUACCAGCAAUAUUCUCUCGGCAAUGAGGCUUCAGAGAUGGGUAUAAUUGACGCACGAAUACACGAACAUGGACUCGUUGCUUUAACUAGUUCACUGACAUUACUGGAGGUCAAAGGAUGGGAUGGCGGCAAACCACUUACUUUGGCGAAUCCUGGCCUAACUCAGCCGCCUCAUUCUUGGGCUGUAAUUCCGCCUGAUUUAACCAUCUCUCGUCACGUCGAGGUACUGUUAUCAGCAGAUGCAACUGUCUACAGCGUAGACAAUCUGGAAACUACCGACCAGCGGUUAUCUCGAGGACCUUUCUCGCACUUAGUCCCUUCGCCGAAUGGCAAGUCAUUGGCUUUGCUCACUUAUACACACACAUUGUGGGUUGUAUCAGCCGAUUUUCAGCGCAGUCUAGCCGAAUUCGAUACUUCGCGCGUAAUUAGUGGAGAAGGGGAAGUUCGACAGGUAGAGUGGUGCGGUAACGACGCCGUUCUGGUUACUUGGGACACCACCGCUGUUCUGGUUGGCCCAUUUGGUGAUACACUUCAAUAUUUCUAUACCGGCCCAACAUUUGCUGUCACAGAGAUUGAUGGUGUUCGCGUAAUAGGACCAGAUACUUGCGACUUCAUACAGAAAGUGCCAGCUUCAUCCGUAUCAGUCUUCCGCCCCGGAUCUUCGUCGCCAUCCGCAAUUCUUUUUGACGCCUGGGAGAAUUUCUCCCGCAAGUCAUCAAAGGCGGAUGAAAGCAUUCGCAAUAUUCGACCAGAACUCGCAGCUGCGGUGGACGAAUGCAUCGACGCUGCAGGUCGGGAAUGGGAACCCCUUUGGCAACGGAGGCUCCUUAGUGCUGCGAAGUUUGGCAAGACCUUCCUUGAUCUCUAUGAUUCAACAGACUUUGUAAAUAUGGGACAGGCACUCAAGGUACUGAAUGCUGUAAGAUUUUACGAGAUUGGUAUUCCUAUAACAUAUGCACAAUACGUUCAAGUAUCCCCUGCACAUCUCAUUAACCGGUUAACUGCCCGAAAUCUGCACCUGCUCGCCCUUAAAAUGUCAUCAUGUCUAUCGCUCCCACCGUCCGCCGUGCUCAAACAUUGGGCAUGUGCUAAGAUCCUGCGAUCUCGACCUAGUGCAACAACCUCCGACUCGGGCGUUGACGAUGAGGCCGUUUGUGCCUCGAUUGUAGAGAAAUUUGAGAAAUUGGGCGGGGCAGAUGUCAGUUAUGCUGAAAUUGCCCGUAAAGCAUGGGAAGUUGGCAGGACAGAGUUGGCAACAAAGCUUCUGGAUCACGAGCCCCGGGCUUCUGAUCAAGUGCCCUUACUUCUCAGCAUGAAGGAGGAUCGUCUGGCGCUAGCGAAAGCUGUAGAGAGUGGCGACACCGAUCUUGUUUACCAUGUUCUGCUUCACUUGCAGAAGCGGUUGCCCCUUGGGUCCUUCUUCAGAUUAAUUGAAGAAGGCGGUGCCCGCCUAGCUCCAGCGAGCAAACUUCUCCAAGUAUAUGCGAGGCAACAGAACCGUGAGAUGCUCCGUGAUUUCUAUUACUCAGACGAUCGACGCGUGGACAGUGCCGUGCUCUGUUUGGAGGAGGCCGAAGGCAGCCUGGACCCUAGUGCCAAGAUAACAUCAGUUAAAGCGGCUCAGAAGUUCUUCUCAGAAGAUAAAGAACGCGCCUUUGAGGCAAAGAUGAUGGAUGAAAGCGCACGACUGCUCACUUACCAGCAACAACUUGAAAAGGAAGCUGAUGGAAAGAUAGCUUUCUUCGGGCUCAGUGUAAACGAAACUCUCAGAACUCUACUGAUCAACGGAAUGGCCAAGCGGGCCGACAAGGUAAGGUCGGAUUUCAAGGUCCCCGACAAACGCUUCUGGUAUGUGAAAUUGCAUGCAUUAACGGAAACUCGCGAUUUUGAGGCCCUGGAUGCCUUCGCUCGGUCAAGACGGAGUCCUAUUGGAUAUCAACCUUUUGUUCGCCAUCUUAUCCGCAAGGGUCAUGCAAAAGAGGCGGCCAACUACGUCCCGCGGUGUGAUGCUAAUACUCGUGCGGAUCUCUACGUUGAGUGUGGUGAAUGGAGGAUGGCUGGGAAGGAAUGUAAGGAACGUGGUGACAAAACAAAGAUGGAACAACUGCGAAGGUCAUGUCCGAACUCUUUGAUCGCCCGGGAGUUGGAACAGAUGGCCGCAUCGAUGAAGUGACGCAAUUCUCGCACAUAGCUCCUGUCCAUGGCUUCGGUUCAUCAAGGACUGAUUCUCAUUCUGAAUGUCUAUAUGGUGUACCAGAUAUACUGUAUAUGGUACUAGAAUGUCCACCAAUGGAAGCCCCGCAAGGGAAAUAACCGGAGU
Somion occarium is the source of this 2789-nucleotide messenger RNA. Lineage: Eukaryota; Fungi; Basidiomycota; Agaricomycetes; Polyporales; Cerrenaceae. The record is from the annotation of a GenBank genome assembly.